Molecule: messenger RNA, 1257 nt
Organism: Nilaparvata lugens (brown planthopper)
Lineage: Eukaryota; Metazoa; Arthropoda; Insecta; Hemiptera; Delphacidae
Product: soluble guanylate cyclase 88E-like
Biological process (GO): response to oxygen levels; cGMP biosynthetic process; nitric oxide-cGMP-mediated signaling
Cellular component (GO): guanylate cyclase complex, soluble
Molecular function (GO): oxygen sensor activity; heme binding; guanylate cyclase activity
Source: RefSeq, a predicted model, not a curated record
GUGCUUGGAGUAACGGAGAGAGAGUUCUUCGACCAGAUGGGUGUCCAUUUUGUUGGUUUCGUCAGUCAGUAUGGCUACGACAGAGUGUUGUCAGUGCUAGGCAGACAUAUGAGAGACUUCCUCAAUGGACUGGACAAUUUACACGAAUAUUUGAAAUUCUCCUACCCACGAAUGAGGGCUCCAUCCUUUAUUUGCGAGAACGAGACUAGACAAGGACUAACCCUGCACUACAGAAGUAAACGGAGAGGGUUUGUCUAUUACACAAUGGGACAGAUCAGAGAAGUUGCCAGACAUUUCUAUCACAAGGAGAUGAGGAUAGAACUAGUGAGAGAAGAGCUGUUAUUUGACACGGUGCAUGUCACUUUUCAAUUGACUUUUGAUAAUAGAGCAUUUACUUUGGCCUCACUGACUAUGACGAGAGAAGAGAAGCAUUUGCCAGUUAGUGCAUCUGUACUUUUCGAGAUAUUUCCAUUCUGCAUAGUUUUCAGUUCAGAUAUGGUUGUGAGAAGUAGAAACUCACUCAUUGUGAUACUACCUGAUCUGGUCGGCAAGAAAAUAACCAACUGGUUUGAUUUGGUUCGUCCAUUGAUUGCUUUCAAAUUUCAAUCGAUUCUGAACAGGACAAACAAUAUAUUCGAGCUAGUAACUGUGGAGCCUGUACUCACCGAAAAACCUUCUGAUAGAAAACGCGAUGUGGUCCUGAUGAGUGAUGAAUCUGAUGGAAAUGUGGAUGAAAAGCAUCUCAGAUUGAAAGGUCAAAUGAUCUACAUGGAUAACUGGCGUAUGAUGAUGUAUCUGGGAACUCCAGUGAUGCCAGACCUCAAUGCUCUUGUCACAACCGGUCUCUACAUAAACGAUCUUUCAAUGCACGACUUCAGUCGGGACCUGAUGCUAGCAGGCACACAGCAAUCGGUAGAAUUGAAACUAGCACUUGAUCAGGAGCAGCAAAAGUCGAAAAAACUGGAAGAAUCCAUGAGAAAACUCGAUGAGGAAAUGAGAAGAACCGACGAACUUUUGUACCAGAUGAUACCGAAACAAGUGGCUGAUAGGUUGAGACUGGGAGAGAAUCCUAUUGAUACAUGUCAGAUGUUUGACAGUGUGUCAAUACUAUUCUCCGACAUAGUGACAUUCACAGAGAUUUGCAGCAGAAUCACUCCAAUGGAAGUGGUGUCAAUGCUGAAUGCAAUGUACUCCAUAUUUGAUACUCUCACUGAGAGAAAUCACGUUUACAAGGUAAUUGUUACAACCAUAAGCCAU